AUGGUUGUCGCAAGGCUAUUUUUCACUACUGAAAAUGACAACCCUUCACAUAAUGAGUUUCCUUUUAGUUCUGUUAGAGACAGAUCUGCUUCCACUCAUCUCAACACUUUUUUUAGAGACCCAUUUUGGCUUUCACCAUCACCAAUCUCUCUUCAUAUUGGUAUCAAAAUGAAGUUCUUUAAUUGGAUGCAAAGUAAAUUCAAUGGUGGGCAAGAGCAUAAAAACUCGCAUACAGCCACCUCUACUACUCUUCACGUGAAACAAGACUCUCAGAAAGAAGAAUUCAAUGAUUGGCCUCAUGGGUUGCUGGCAAUAGGAACGUUUGGAAACAAUGAUAUACCAACUGAAAAUGAAGAAAUCGAAGAUAAUAAAGAAGUUACAGCAUCAUCCUCUCCAGAUCUAUCUGACUUCACACCUGAAGAAAUCGGAAAACUACAGAAGGAGUUAACAAAGCUUUUGUCCAAGAAACCUGCUGCUAAUAAACAAGGAGAAAUCAGUGCUGAUCUUCCAUUGGAUAGAUUUCUUAAUUGUCCAUCAAGCUUAGAGGUUGAUCGUAGGCUUUCAACCACAGUUAUCACUAAUCAAGAUGAUAAAGAGGAAGAUAUUGAUCGCACAAUUAGAGUAAUUCUUGGUAGCAGCGGUUUGCCACCAAUGCCUAGCUUGCAAGAUCGACUUCCAGAAUCAAGAAUGGAGAGGUUAUUAAGGGCAAUGCUUAAAAAUAAGAUCAAUCCUCAGAACUCUUCUCGAGCAUCAUCCACAAGGAAACUUAUCGAAAACAGACAAUCACCCAGGAAGGGGAAAGGAAAAGCAAUAGAAAAACAGGAGGAGGACGCAAAUGAUGGCUCUAAAUGGGUGAAAACUGAUUCCGAAUAUAUUGUGUUAGAGAUAUGA
Molecule: messenger RNA, 891 nt
Organism: Lactuca virosa
Lineage: Eukaryota; Viridiplantae; Streptophyta; Magnoliopsida; Asterales; Asteraceae
Source: the annotation of a GenBank genome assembly